This is a messenger RNA of Gaeumannomyces tritici R3-111a-1, 1672 nucleotides long. RefSeq lists its product as hypothetical. Lineage: Eukaryota; Fungi; Ascomycota; Sordariomycetes; Magnaporthales; Magnaporthaceae. Bases 514 to 819 code for a protein of 101 amino acids. The transcript is spliced from 2 exons. The record is from RefSeq and is a predicted model, not a curated record.
CGUUGGCAGCACAGCGCGUGCAUAGCACAGCCCAGCCCCGUCCUCGUUGGGAAUAGGAGGCACAUGUGUAAUCCCGGGGGCGCCGAGUAGAGCUGCAGGUACGCCAGGCCGCCUUUGCUUGCCUCUAGACCGCAUUCGCGGCAUGCCCACUGGCAAUUUGGGCUCAGCGCCACUGCCCAAACCGAACUUUCUCUGAUCCCGUAGUCUGUAGUGCAUGUCUCCACCUCACUGGUUGGGGGUUUGGUGUUGCUGACCUGAAUUCCAGAUAUUACGACCGCAAAUUUCUCAAACACUCUCGCCUUCCAUCUUCACCUCCUCCCCCUUUUCCUCUUUCUUCAUCCAUAAUCACUUCUCUCCUUUCCUCCCCCACGCCAGCCGAGUCGCGACGCACCACAUCCAGUCCGCAGAAAUCCUACACAUCGAGCGCGACAAUCUGCUUUCCGGCUUCAGAGAACCCGAGACCCAUACCAAAUACAACAGUCAAAAACAACAACACAGCAACCAGUAAUAAUAAUGUCGGCCCAGCAAUUCUACCAGAACGGCCCUCCGCCGCCGCAGGGCUACGGCAGCCCGCCGCCUCCUCAGGGCUACCCUUCGUACCCCCAGCAGUCUUACGGAACGCCGCCGCCGCCCCAGGGUGGCUACUACCCUCCCCAGCAGCCGCCGAUGCAGUACCCUCCCCAGCAACAGGCACCUCCUCCGCAGAAGGAUGGCGGCGCCAAGAAGGGUUUCCUGGGCGGUAUUCUUGCCUGCUGUGCAUGCUGCGUCUGCUGCGACUGUAUAGGAGACUGCUGCGAGUGCUGUCUCGAGUGCUGCUAAAGGAGCUUCCCAAGGCCGGACGCCAGCGACGGUUCAAACCCAGCAAUCGACCAGCGCCCACACAAGCUCUUGGGCAUCACCGCCAACGCGUCAUGCCGAAUUUGGCGCCCCGAGGCAGCGGCAAGGGUAGUUCCGCACCUGGACGGCGAAAAGGCGGUGGCUUUGCGUGGGCGGUCAGACACAGGAUUAAGUCGUAGACGCACGAACUUAGUUUGAUUGGGGUCCUAGCUUAUACCCUCACUUCACUUGUCGUCUGUUGCUCUAGAUGGGAGCUGGGCCAGCGUCAAGUCUCGCUGGCUGGGAAAAUUGAACUGAAAAAAAGAGAGAAAAACUGCCUGCCGGAUCCUGUAUAUCUUCUUUUUUCACCCUGCGCUUUACUGAAGCGCGCGAGCUCAACACCUCCCUCCGUGGGCUACCUAUUUCCUACUCCUGCUAUUUUUCUGAGGAAAGCUAUAUUAAUUUGAUUUCUUCUGUUUGUCCUUCUCCUUUUCCUGCCUUGUCACUUGCUUCCUCACCUCACGCUCUUUCCGCCCACCCUGGUCAUCUCUCGGGGUUCGAUGUACGGCGCAGUGAUCCGCGUCUGCCAUUUGACCUGUGGCUUCCUUCAAGCCUCGUACGCUCUCUCACCGUAGGGACAUUUGAAUCUCUCAAUGCUUCUUUGCCUCCUGUGUUAAUUCCUACACACAAAAAUCUACCCUGAGACUGCUGCUGUAGCCAAAUGGUCGAAUCAAUGCCCAGUUUCUCGGGUCCCUGUCCACGUAAUAGUGAUAGCUCCCUUCAGUCUUGCUCUUGGGAACUCUACCUAGAGGCCAAUCCGUGAGGUUGAUUCGGACGAAUCAAGAAAAUAUGUGGU